Messenger RNA from Dovyalis caffra, 210 nucleotides. The record is from the annotation of a GenBank genome assembly. NCBI's taxonomy places the organism in Eukaryota, Viridiplantae, Streptophyta, Magnoliopsida, Malpighiales, Salicaceae.
AUGGAGGUGAAAGAUAAAAGAUUUAAGCCCGGUCAUGUUUAUCAAAAAUGCUUUUCACCUACAUCCGAUUCUCCUAUAAGUCCCACUAUGGUUCCUCCGGAUCUUCCUAUGGCAUCCGAUCCUAUUCUACCGAUCGCUAAUGAUCCAGCUCCUAUCCGAAGAAGUUCUAGAACUUAUAAACCUCUUGAUCGGUAUGGAUUUACAUCUCAU